AUGGCGACAAGUGAUGUAAAGCUUCUCGGUGCAGCACCAAGCCCCUAUGUCAAUCGGGUCCAAGUCGCCCUCAACUUGAAGUCCAUUGACUAUGAGUUGAUUGAAGAAAAUGUAAUUGCCAAAAGCGAACUCCUCCUUAAAUCUAACCCCGUGCACAAGAAAAUCCCAGUUUUUAUUCAUGGCAGCAAGCCCAUCUGCGAGUCCGUUGUCAUCGUCCAGUACAUUGAUGAGGUCUUUACGAAUGGUUCUUCGAUCUUCCCUUCUGAUCCCUACGAGCGUGCCACUGCUCGUUUCUGGGCAGCCUAUAUUGACAAUAAGUGGUUUCCAUUAUUCAGGGAGCUUUGGACGGCAAGGGAGGAGGCAGCGAGGCCCGCAGUGGUAGAUAAAAUAGUUGAAGGGCUGGUGUUGUUGGAGGAAGUGUUUGGCAAAGGUGGCAAAGGGAAAGCUUUCUUUGGUAGGGAUAGUAUUGGGUACCUUGAUAUUGUCCUGGGUUGCUACUUGGGGUGGCUGUGGGUGUUAGAGAUAACGGCUGAGGUGAAGCUGCUUAUUGAAACCAAGACACCGGAGUUGUUGGCAUGGGCUGAGAGGUUUUGUGCAAAUGAUGCUGUUAAAGAUGUAUUACCAGAACCUGCGAAGCUCAUAGAGAUUCUUAGGAUUUGUAAGGCGAGAGAAAUUGUGGCUGCUGCUGCUGCAAAUAAGGUCUAUAGUUGA
Ilex paraguariensis (yerba mate) is the source of this 711-nucleotide messenger RNA. The record is from the annotation of a GenBank genome assembly. Lineage: Eukaryota; Viridiplantae; Streptophyta; Magnoliopsida; Aquifoliales; Aquifoliaceae.